This is a messenger RNA of Ixodes scapularis (black-legged tick), 2503 nucleotides long. Its product is annotated as tRNA (cytosine(72)-C(5))-methyltransferase NSUN6. Lineage: Eukaryota; Metazoa; Arthropoda; Arachnida; Ixodida; Ixodidae. The coding region runs from base 975 to 2399 and encodes 474 amino acids. Gene Ontology annotation, molecular function: methyltransferase activity; RNA binding. The record is from RefSeq and is a predicted model, not a curated record. Gene Ontology annotation, biological process: RNA methylation. The transcript is spliced from 9 exons.
GAAACGUAGAGUGAAACGGGCGGACAAACGCGCUGGCGUUUACCUGGGGAAAAACGGGACGAGAAUCAUGGUAUCAUCGGUAUCAUUACGCGAGGGCAGACGCUCCCACACAACCGCCCGUGCCUCGAGCCCUCAACUUGGCCAGUACUUAUGGGGCAGCGGAGCAACACUGCUGCUCGGGAACAAACGCGCAUAUGUUUUCGAUUCUUCUCAAACAAAUGAAACAGCCGCGACAGAGUUGCAGCGCCCAGUUAACUUUGUCGCCGUAUACCCAUGCCUCCGUGUUCGGUGGAGCGUAUCAUCUGCAUUCCAUGUACGGUGAACCUUUGGUGGCUCUGGUGCGCGUGCCAUGCAGCAUCAAAUUAACCAAAACUGGACAAUUUGUUUUUUAAUAGCUUUUUAGCGAAACGGAUUAUCGAAACGGCACGUAUCCCUCCGGUAUUGCCGGGACAACAAGAAAGCCUCGUCUCCCUGGGACUGCCCUUCAAUCCUUCAAUCCUCCGCCUGGUUCAACCACAGUGUGGCUUCAACCACUCCAACAUUCCCGUACCCGCCCGUACUUCUGCAGUUGUCACGUGACUUCGAUCAGUUUGAAGCAUAAUCAAAGCGCGAAGUUCUAAUGUGUCACAUGGCAGCCGCGUGACACACUAGGAACAUAGUAUUGGUGCGAGAUGCUCUAGAGCUUCGGCCCACAGUCAAGGGAACACUUGUCCAACACGGCUCUGGUCCAACUUGCUCGCUACAUCCAUCGACAAGGUGCCAAGAGGAGCUGCCGCUGGUGCCGCCACACAGUCAGUACAGCGGCACAGAGAAAAAUACGCGGUCCGAUACGCGAGUUGAGUUGCGCACGCGUGGAGAGUCCAGAGGAAGAGUCCACAUGGAACAUCGGACGUCUUGUACCCCGUUCCAUACUCCCGCGUAGCACGUGGCCGUCCCUAGGCGAUCCCAGGGCUCGACGCGCUUCGCACGUGCUAAUGAAUGGCAGGGUGCACGGGCUCCUGUUCGGGCACUCCAUCCGAAAGUGCGCGGGACGGCUCAGCGUCGGCACGAUGGACAGCUUCCUGCCGGCCAACCCGUUCAUCAAGCAACCGCAAGUCGAAGAGCAGCUCUUGGCGGAACUGCGGGCUUCCUGCGGCCAAGACGAUGCCAGCGGUGCCGACGAGCGUUGGAGGCAGCUCCGGCGGUGGCUGAGCCGGCCGCCGCUGUACACCACGGUGCGUGUGAACACCCGAAGGACGAGCGUCGGACAAGCCCGGGUCGCCGUGCAAGAGCACCUCGGCACGAGUCACGUGCGGUUGGGAGAGGCCCCCCUGGUGCUGCUCCACCCGUGCCUGGACGAGCUGCUGCUCGUGGUGAGCCGCCAGUGCAGAGCGCAUGUGGUGCCGUCCUCGAGGGAAGUGGUGGUGGACGCAGACUGCGGCCAGGCCGUGCUGCGGGGGGCUCACGUCUUCGUGCCCGGCGUCCUCGGCGCUCCCAAAGGACUGGAGGCCGGCGAGCGGGUGGCGGUGUUUGCCGACCUGGAGGGCUCCUGCCUUCGGGGCUAUGCCCGGCCCUACCGGGGAGAGAGGGCCUUCCUGGGCAAUGGCACCGCCCUCGUCUCCAGGAGGGACAUCUUCGUCUCCCAGCUGGCCAGGGGCGUGGCGGUGCGCAUGACGGAGCCCCUGUUUGGCUGCCCCCCGCUCAACGGCCUGAUGACCGAAACCCUGCUGCUGCAGAACCUGCCCUCCGUCUUGUGUGGCCGGGCACUGGGCCCCCGGCCGGGAGAGAGCGUCCUGGACAUGUGCGCCGCUCCAGGGGGAAAAACCACCCACCUGGCCACGCUCAUGGACGACACGGGACUGUUGGUGGCCCUGGACCGUGCAGAGAGCCGGCUCUCCAGGGUGAGGGCCCUCUGCGACCUGUGGGGGCUGUCCUGCGUGCGGGCACACGCGCACGACGCCAACGACUACCAAGGCCUGCGUGCCACCGCGCAGGACCUCCCGGAGCGCUUUGAUCGAGUGCUGCUGGACGCGCCCUGCAGCGGCUUGGGCCAGCGCCCCCUGCUGGUGUGCCGCCAGACGGCCGGCCAGCUGCGCUCUUACCCGCCCCAGCAGAGGGCCCUCCUCGACAGCGCUGUGCGGCUCCUCAAGGCUGGGGGAACGCUGGUUUACAGCACGUGCACGCUGACCACUGCCGAGAAUGAGGCCAUUGUUGCCUGGGCUUUGGCGCGGUUUCCUGAGCUGCGUCUCGUUCCCCAGGAGCCCCACCUGGGUGGUGUGGGUCGGGCUGGAGCGGGCCUGGACGACGACCAGCGGCGCCUCGUCCAGAGGUUCGAAGGUCAGCAAGUGUGGCCGGAGAGCCAGGACUACAACGGGGACACCAUAGGCUUCUUCAUUGCCUGCUUCAGGAAGGCCGAGUAGGAGCCGGGCUUUUCUCACUGCACUGCAGUUCCAAGACGUCAUAGAGGAGCUUGGGGAACAUAUGGCAGGAACUGCAUAUUAAAGGGAUGCCUUAUUCCAUUGGA